UCUGCGUGCCUGCAGCGACAUCAACAGCACAGCACAAGCAGCACGCACGCACGCACGCCUGGCGGCUGCGAGCACCUGUCGGUCUCGGCUGCACGCGCAAGGAUACCAUUCGGAGCGAGAUUUGCUGGCUUCCACAGCAGGCACGCUCGCCGUGCCCGCCUCAUCAUCAGUCGCUCUCCCACAUCACGCAUCUCAUCCAGCUGAACGUAAGCGCACGAUUCAGCGAUGCCAGCGGCCGCGUCAGCUCGGCAUCUGGGUCGACAAGACAGCGAGACCCCAUCACCCAGUGCGCACGCGUCAAAACGCGCGGCAAACGGGACGCUGCCGCAACCCCAGCGAAGAGAGCCGCUCGGACCUUUCAACCGCGCGCAAGCACACCCAAAGAUGGUCAGCAGUAGCAGCGGGACGCCGCCACCGCCUCGAAAGGGCAACGGUCCGAGGAGGUCAGGCAUACCUCGUCGGGUCUCUCAGGCUGCCAGCAGAGGAUUGAUCCUGAACGAGACAGACGAUGAGGACAACGACGACAAGGAAAAUUCGCAGGACGUGUCUGGCGACUUGACCCUCACGGAUCUGAGAAGCCCGCCACCUGUCGCUCCAUCUCGCCCAAACGCUUCCAAGCCACGCCUUCCAGGAGGAGCUUCAGGACUGAGCAAGUCUAGAAUGGCUUCAGUCUCAGCGUCCAGAAGGGGAGGAGAUGCUCCUGGUGGCCCCUCUUCGGAUGCCAACGCUCACGCUGCCUCAGGCAACGAUCUCACCUCAUCGCGUCGCACAGGAGGCGUCGCUGCUCUGGCUAGAUCCCAUGGACCCCGCCGCAGCCUGGGAGCGAGCUUGAACGCUGCUGCGGCAGCGAGCGAUGCUGCCCAUGCAGGGGCCGCAAAGGAGGUGGUCAAGCUAAAUGUCGACUCGACCAGCUUUGAAGAGUGGAUGAAGAUGGCUACGGAUAAUAAAAUCAAUUCGACCAACACGUGGUCCUUUGCCCUCAUCGAUUACUUUCACGACAUGUCGCUGCUGCGGUCAGACACGGGCGAUGGGACCAUCAACUUUCAGAAAGCGUCAUGUACCCUGGAUGGAUGCAUCAAGGUUUGGACAUCCCGAGUGGACAGCGUGGUCGUCGAGACAGGCAAGUUGCUGUCUGGCUUGCAAGAUGACGUGGAGGGCAAGAAGGGUCGCUCCGGAAAGGACGGCGAUGACGAAGAAGGCGAGGAUGGCGAAGAGGAUGAGGGGAGCGGAGCUGGCGGAAAGAAGAAAAAGCGCAGCAAAGCUAAAGAGGCAACGUUGGUCAAGUCUUUCAACCAGAUUGCUGCUAAGCGCCUCGACUUGGAAUUCACUGUAGAUCCUCUGUUCAAGAAGACGAGCGCAGACUUCGACGAAGGUGGAGCUGGAGGGUUGCUCAUGAAUCACCUCGGCGUAGAUGGCAAAGUUCGAAUCGUAUUUGAUGCUGGCGAUGUAGCCGACGUGACCGACGGUGCCGAAGAACAAGUGGCCGAAGAUGUUUCCGAGAGGGAAAAGACGCCGAUGCCGGAAACAGAAGCUCAGCAAGAAGGCGUCCGCGUGGAGGAUUCAGUGGACCUCGAAAGUCUUCGCGUUACCCUGUUUGGCGAAGAUGAAGCUGUGUAUGCCGAAGGCGACAGUGCCCUGGGCGCCCUGAUCAAUCACCGCACUGUAUGCCCAACGUUUUCCGCUUUCCGCUUUGCAGCUGAUGACGACACGCCGUUUGGAGCGCUCGCAUCUCACUAUCUUGGCUCUGAAGGUCACCAACCCGCCGAAGACGACGGACUGGGAUCCAUUCCGCCAGACAGCGUUGAAGGAGACUUUGGCGGCUUUGACGAUGGCCCCGACGACUUUGGCGGAGAGGGUGUGGACGUCUUCGGUUCUGGAGGGGGAGAGGCAGAUGACGGGGAGUACGACGACAUCUUCGGCAAUGCUGCACCUGGGGCGAGUCAGGGUGUUGGGGGCCACCUUCUUCAUGGAGGCGAUGAGGAUGGAGCACAUCCCUACACCGUGGCCGGUCCAAGCGGUCAAGGCGCUGGCUUUGGGUCUAGUCCUGCUGGCCCGGGAGAUCGAGGUCUGCAGCUCGCGUUCAAGAACGCAGAAGAUGCCGAUGGAGAAGGCGCUGCGGAAGGAGACAUGUUCGAUUACUUUGAUCGGCAACUCACCAAGAAUUGGGCGGGGCCAGAGCAUUGGAAGAUGCGCAAAGGAGUGUUUGGCAGCGUUGCUGGCAAAGAUGGUGAUGCUACAGCAACAGCAGCCAAGACAGUCAAGAAAGUCAAAGAGCCUUUCAUCAUUGACUUUUCCUCUCCCGAGGGAGCUGUCUCGAGCUCUGACAUUUUCGAAGCGGCCAAGGGAGGCGCAGGAAUCAUGCUGCCGCGCACACAGCAAGACGAUCUUCAUCUACUCCCCGAAGACAGGCAUUUCAGCAGUCGAGAGCUGCUGAGACUGGCCAUCAAACCCAGGGCAAUACUCAACCUCCGAAGACGAGGAGCGCGAGUCGCUCAAGUGAACGAAAGCGAUCUGCUGCAUCCAGCCGAUGUUGACGAGCAAUUCUGGGCCGCAGCGGCUGCAGAGCGUGAGCAGAAUCUCGCUUCCGGUGGCGAGUUUGAUGGAGAUGCGCCCGGUCAGUUCUACGAUGAUGAUGGCGCAUUCGACGCGAUGGACGGAGGCGAUGUUCAAAUGGACCUGGCGGAGGCGGAAGAGGAGGGCAUGCUCUUGCCGACGCAGGCACUCAAGAAGAUCAGACCAGAGAUGGUCAACUAUGCGAAAAAGGCAAAACGCGUGGAUGUCAAGAAGCUCAAAGACAACAUCUGGAAAGAGCUUGCCCUCGAGCUUGUGGAGGAUUUGGAUGCAGGAUCAUCCACGGAUGACGAGGACGGUCCCUCCACGCCAGGCAAGGCGGAUCGUAAGCCCGUGAUGAAGCAAGAACCGAGAACGUUUGCAACCGUCAUGGACGGUCUCAAAAAGUCGUACACCAAAGACCGGCUAGAUGAGAUCAGCACCUCAUUCUGCUUCAUCUGUCUACUGCAUCUGGCAAACGAAGAAGGUCUGACGCUGGUGCCGAGCAAAGAGGACGCUGCGCGCGGUGCAGGUGUCAAAAGGGAAUCUUCGCCUAGCCUCUCGACGUCGAAGGAAGCUGCUAGGUUAGCAGCAGGCCGAAGAUCGGACGGAUUGGAUGAUCAGAGGAUGAACGAAAUGUUCGACAAAUUGAAGGCUGCAGGUGCUGGUGUUGUGGAUGAUGAUGAGGAGGAGGAGGAGGAUGAGGAUCGGAUACAUGACGGAGAUGAUAAGGAUGUGGCAUGGCUUUACAGCCUCAACAUAGAUCGAGAUCCCACCGCCGAACGAUCAGCAUGAAGAGCGCACACCCUCCCACCCCCCUCCUUCCCACAUCUCUCCUCUUAUAUCGGGCCGCACUACACCGUCAACAUGCUUGCUUCAUCAAAUGGCCUAAAAUUUUCUCGUCCAGCUGCUCCGUCUUGCACCGACACCCCCACGUCAAUCUCGCCUCGCCUUGUACACGUCCGUCAAACCUCCCAUCCUGCCCAACUCCUCAACGAUGCA
This is a messenger RNA of Ceraceosorus guamensis, 3552 nucleotides long. RefSeq lists its product as hypothetical. The transcript has 6 exons. Gene Ontology annotation, molecular function: chromatin binding. Gene Ontology annotation, biological process: mitotic chromosome condensation. The coding region runs from base 226 to 3345 and encodes 1039 amino acids. NCBI's taxonomy places the organism in Eukaryota, Fungi, Basidiomycota, Exobasidiomycetes, Ceraceosorales, Ceraceosoraceae. The record is from RefSeq and is a predicted model, not a curated record. Gene Ontology annotation, cellular component: condensin complex.